This is a messenger RNA of Alternaria novae-zelandiae, 1620 nucleotides long. RefSeq lists its product as uncharacterized. Gene Ontology annotation, biological process: proteolysis. NCBI's taxonomy places the organism in Eukaryota, Fungi, Ascomycota, Dothideomycetes, Pleosporales, Pleosporaceae. The transcript has 6 exons. The coding region runs from base 1 to 1620 and encodes 539 amino acids. The record is from RefSeq and is a predicted model, not a curated record. Gene Ontology annotation, molecular function: metalloendopeptidase activity.
AUGAAGUGGUCUAUUAUUCAUUUCCUGGCUUUCCUGGCUUUCUUGGCCACCUACAUUCAUGCCGCGCCUGUCGGCACCGAAGCGGCUGCUCCCAAGCCAGUAGCCGAGCGCUACUUCGAGGACCAAUGCAGCGAUUUCCAGCGCGCACAGAUUCAAACGGCACAAGGCCAGUGCGUGAAACUAGCAUUGCGCGCUGCCAAAGCCGCAUAUGAAGACUCCAGGUUCCCGGCCUACUUCCACUCGGAUUCGUCAGACAUCAGGGCGAAGGUUGCUUCCCGUUUCCACGCAAUAGCAAAGGAAUGCACCAAGCCACGCUUGGGUUACCACUGUUCUUACGAACCCGACCAGUGUAAGCCCGGUGAAGUGGCAUUCUAUACAAGUGAGGACGACUUCGGCGUGACAUUCUGCCAAUCCUUCUAUGGCAUGCCGCUAGUGAACCCGAAGCCGACAGGUCAAGGCGGGGACCGGGGCACCGUGAUUCUACACGAGUUAACGCACAGUCCUGUGAUAUAUCAUCCUGGCACGCACGAUUUGGAAUAUGGCUUCCAUAACACGACGGAGCGAGUAAAGACGACCGAGGCGGCGCUGGACAAUGCAGAUUCUUUCGUGUUGUUCGCACAGGAGCUUGGCGUUCAGCUCACUGCCGCGGGUAACUCCGCCGUCAAGGUCGUAGUGACGAACAACGGCGAUAUGGCUUUGAACCUUCUCAGGAGAGCCACUCUCUUCGAUGAGAAGCUACCCGUCGAGCGCAUCUCGAUGUUCGCUAGCAACAGUUCUAUCAAGGUUCCUUUCGAAGGCAUCAGCGGGGUUUACCUUGAUACCGACAACCUAUCCACAGACGACUUCCUUGUUCUUGAAGCUGGAGACAAGAAAGAGUUGACGAUUGAAGCUGCCUCUCUACACGAUCUCAGCAACGGCGGAAGCUUUGAUGUGUUCGCGAACGGCAUGCUGCAAUACGCCAACACCAACUCGACCGAGCUUGUUGGCCAUCUCCAAUACAGCUCCAACAAGCUCAGCAUCACUGUCAACGGUACCGAAGCGGCUACUCACAAGCCAGUAGCCGAACGUUGGGCAGAUCCCUACUUUUGCCGACGCUUCAUAGCUUUCAUGAAUGAUCAAAUCGCCGAGGCACAAAAGAAUUGUCAAAAGCUAGCAUUGGGAGCUGCAGCUGCAGCUCGAGCCGGCCACCGCCAUCUCGAAACCUUCUUCCACUCGCGAACACAAGCUACGAAAGAUGCGGUUUCUGCCCGAUACACCGCAAUAGCGCAAGAAUGCGCUAAUCCUAGUGCAAGCUUGAAUCUCUACUGUCAUGACCGUAUCGGCAAUUGUAACGGUAAUCUUGCAUACUACGCCCGGCUUGGUCUCGGCAUCACGUUCUGCGCUGAUUACUGGGACCUGCCGGCAGUAGCGAAAGGGCAAUGUUCAGCCAAGGAUCAGGGCACUGUACUUCUGCACGAGAUGACGCAUUCUUCAGAGGUGUAUAGCCCUGGUACCAAGGACUGGGCUUAUGACUACUGGCCUUCCGUUAAGCUGUCUUCCAGGAAGGCACUGAACAACGCAGAUUCGUUCAAGCUGUUUGCAAACCCCGAGUCUCAAACACUGGCGCUAGGGAAGAUGUAG